This is a messenger RNA of Saccoglossus kowalevskii, 462 nucleotides long. Its product is annotated as arylsulfatase G-like. Gene Ontology annotation, molecular function: arylsulfatase activity. The record is from RefSeq and is a predicted model, not a curated record. Lineage: Eukaryota; Metazoa; Hemichordata; Enteropneusta; Harrimaniidae.
AUGGCGUCCAUCGCUGGCAUUGCCAUGCCACCGAACAGGAAGUAUGAUGGAAUAGACAUCACCGAUGUUCUGUUUAAAAAGAAAAACAUUUACGAUAGAACACUGUUUCAUCCCGACGGCCAGGCCUCCGGACCGAAUGGUAAAUUGGAUGCUGUUCGCCUCGGCGACUACAAAGCCAUAUUUCAAACAGGUGGGGAGCCCUCUUGUGGUGGCAUAGUUGGGCCUAAGUACAGACAUGAUCCCCCACUGAUAUUUAAUCUUCGGAAAGAUGUAGCUGAAAGUAAACCUCUACCUAUGAGGUCAGAGGAAUAUGAAACCAUUCACACUGCUGUGCUAAACGCUCUAGAAUUCAUAAUGGACGACAUCCGUAAAGACAAUACGAGUGUGGCGAACUACGUCACUGAUCCGUCAGCUGCUCCGUGUUGCAAUCGUAAACACGUGUCUUGUAGGUGCAAGGAUUAG